AUGGUUAGGAGUGGGGAUUUAGCAGGUGCUCGCAAGGCUGUUGAGGCGGGGGCUUUGGGGAAGAGAAGUCAAUUCUUUGACAGUGAGCUUCUUGGUUUGGCUAUACAUUCUGGGAAUGAGGAGAUUGUGGACUUGUUGUUGAAGAGUGAUAUGAGAUCAGGUCCUGAGAGGUUGUCUUGGCUGGUUUCGAAAUGUGGAAGGGAAAGUGAUAGCGAAGGCCAAAGCGAAGGCGAAAGCGAAGUCGAAGACCAAGAAAGCAAGGGCAAGGACAAGGACAAACGACAAUACCGAUUUCAUCGUUGGUCAUCCUUGGCCAUGGCACUAAUGCAUGGCAACGAGGCUGUGGCGCGAGUCCUGAUCAAACACAUAAAAACGUCACUAGAACAAAAGGACCGCGUAUCAACACAGCUCCACAUCUCGGAGAAUGAUGAAACGCCCUUGCAACAGUUGCAUAGACUGGGUAUCAUCCCAAACAAGGACGGGGCACGAGAACUGCUCAAAAAUGCAGCUGCCGAAGGCGAUCUGGCCACUGUGAAAUUAUUCAAAGAGCACUUCCCAGUGGGACCAAAUGACAAUGAAACAUGGCCUUUUAGACACAGAACGCCUUUAGUCCAAGCAGCAGUGAACGGCGAGAUGGAAGUCUUGAAAUACUUGCUCAGCGCCGGCCUUGACCCCAACUCUGAUCGCUCCUCGCCAGACAAAACUCCCUUGUACUAUGCAGCGCGCUAA
This is a messenger RNA of Aspergillus glaucus CBS 516.65, 729 nucleotides long. RefSeq names its product ankyrin repeat domain-containing protein. NCBI's taxonomy places the organism in Eukaryota, Fungi, Ascomycota, Eurotiomycetes, Eurotiales, Aspergillaceae. Bases 1 to 729 code for a protein of 242 amino acids. The transcript has a single exon. The record is from RefSeq and is a predicted model, not a curated record. Gene Ontology annotation, molecular function: protein binding.